AUGCUUUCGGCGGCAGGUGGCUGUGGCUCACGGCUAGCGGAAAAGGAUCUUCACAGAGGAAGUCCCCUUUGGUCUUGCGUGCCUUGCGAUGCAAAAGAAACGCAUGUGGCAGAUCUAGUAGCCUGGUAUCCCCAAUUCGAGAGAGUCACUGCAGGACACGAUAGUGCGCUAUUGCGGUUCUGCGUGGCCGCCAGCUAUGCAUUUCUUCAGGCAUCACCCAUGGAAACAACAGAAGCUUAUUCUUGGCUAACUAGCGCUACAGAAGCUCUUGGGUUGGAUGGACUCUCCCGGGCUCCGUACCUCAAACCAAAGCCGCAACGGCCCCGAGUUGCGACGUAUUGGCGAGCUGUUGUUGUUCUAGGACUGCUUGUCUCGAGUGCUCUCCUAUAUCUCGUGCUGAAAUGUGCCUUCCGUCUCUCCGAACUUUCCUCCAGGUCUCGUCGUCGCCUCGCGGAGGGCCCGCGGGACGAAGAGAGCAGAGAAAGGGCCCGACAGAUCCCCAGGAAAGAAGAGUACUGCGGUCGCGCAACAGAAGCGGGUCCUGAUCGCUCUUCCAGGGAGUGGACCUUUUGGAUAGAUGCAGAAUCAGCAACUUGGUUUCCAAGCAUAGGUUCAAUGUCCAGAAGUAUCUUCCGAGGGAGCUUUGGCAGCAUCAGCGGAGCGCAGUCCUUCGAAGGGCCUGCACCCGCAACUUCUUCGAAAGCAGGAGAAGCAGCAGCUGCCGCCGCUAGUACCCCCAGCGGCUUCCCCAGCAGCUCACGACGCCCUGAAACUUCUGGAUCAGAUGUUUUGUCAAAACAAGUGGGGACUCCAGAUGCUACGAAUGGCACAGGGGCAAAGCUGAGCCAGCAGCAAGCCGGGACAACUUCUGCCGCAGCUCUUUUGCGGGCAGCUGCGGGAGAGGGAGGAACAAGACCAGAUGCCACUCCCGGAAAUGCCCCCAACAUUGAGGGACAUGAUUCGUUGCCGCCCGGUUCAAGUGCUGCUCGACAAGGUACAUCAGAAGGAACUGGUUCUCUAGAGACAGAAAAAGAUGUGGAUGCGGCUGCCAGCAACGCCAGCAGUAGAUUUGCUGCUCUCCAACUGUCUGAUCAAGGAUUUCCUUUUAGCGGAGAUGCAGACGCACAAGAAUUUAUCACCGGAUACGAAUAUGGCGAUGAAUGGGCGGACAUGUACUUAUAUUUUGGAGAGUACAAUCGGCCGGAUGAUUUGGACAGUGAUAAUGUCAGCGGCGUUUACAACAAUGAUAGACUCUUCCGGGCAAGCUUUCAUUCAGAAGAACAGGACGACACGGAAACAGGAUAUCACCAUUACAUGGAUGUCGAAGAGAAUGACCAAGAAGUGGCUUUUCUGGCAAGUUUGGAAUCUGCCGAGACACUAACUCAACUAGUCAGGGCUGCAGAUCGCAGUACAUUCUCUGCCGACAUGGGUGACGGCCGAUCGGUACGCGCUAACUUUGCUAACGUCUCGAUUAUGAUGAUUGGGGUUCCGGAAUCGCCUCACUACAGAGAUCUGGAGGAGCAUUACCCUUUUCCACGUAUCGGGAAGGGAGCAGGGAACCAAGCCUUGCGGGAUAUGCUGAAGGACCUUGGACGGCUUGCGAGUAGUCUUUGUUCGGCCCAUCCGGAUCGAGUCUCCAACCGUCUCCACGCUCCAUGUGUUCUCCCAAACGGCACCAUAUCGGCUACUCUCCACAUUGUAGUGGAGGAGCUUGAAAUGAAAACUUCAAGCAUGUGGACCCGUCUUAGGACGGUAUUAGCGCCUAAAAAAGGGUUCGACGGAAGGCACGCCCAACGGUUCAGACGAGAUGUCCAAAUGCUGGUUGAGGAUUUGAUUGUGACGCUUUUCGGCCAAAUUCAAGACUUUGGCGCGCCGAAAGGGGAAGCAAACCGUUUUUGUUUCGAGCUCAAAAGGCCGACGGCUUCCCGUUGCAAGGGCAAAGUUGCUGUGACAGUUUACGCCACAGACGACUAA
Messenger RNA from Eimeria tenella, 1974 nucleotides. RefSeq lists its product as uncharacterized. NCBI's taxonomy places the organism in Eukaryota, Apicomplexa, Conoidasida, Eucoccidiorida, Eimeriidae. The transcript has 8 exons. The record is from RefSeq and is a predicted model, not a curated record. The coding region runs from base 1 to 1974 and encodes 657 amino acids.